Ictalurus furcatus (blue catfish) is the source of this 2475-nucleotide messenger RNA. It is a transcript of the gene cpsf4, whose product is annotated as cleavage and polyadenylation specific factor 4. Bases 515 to 1330 code for a protein of 271 amino acids. The record is from RefSeq and is a predicted model, not a curated record. The transcript is spliced from 8 exons. Lineage: Eukaryota; Metazoa; Chordata; Actinopteri; Siluriformes; Ictaluridae. Gene Ontology annotation, molecular function: zinc ion binding; RNA binding.
ACAUUGCUCAUGACGAUUGCUAAUAAAGAUAAUUUAUGAUAGGUUUUACUCAAUUUAUAACUGUGAUAAUAUCAAACUUUUAUACGCAGCUUUUAAAAAGUAAAGAAUGCAGAAAGUGUUGUAUUUUGGCUUGUAUUUGUAAAUCGCUCGGUCACUCAGAGUGUGAUUCCACAGCCUUGCAGGGGUCAGAGGUCAUGCGUGUGAAUCGUCUCGGAAGUACAUCUAAACCGUGCUGCUGGUGUUUUUUUUUUUUUUUUUUUUUUUUUUUUAAACCUGGUCCGGUCCUGCCAUGUGGAUUAAAAAAAAUCAUUGAGUCUCAAAAAACCUUUGUAGUUUCUCCACGCAUUUAUUUUUAGCUUCUGGUAGUUUAUAUCGAGCUAUAUUACUACACAACUAGCUGUUUAUCGAGUGUCGCUAACUAGCCUAGCGUAGCUUUAGGUAGAGUUGGUAGAAGUUUGUCGUUUCAGUGAAAUAAGUGAAUCAGGGGUUAGAAAAUAAUAAGAUUUUUUAAAAAAUGCAGGAAAUAAUUGCCAACGCUGAUCACUUCAAGUUUGAUCUGGAGAUUGCGGUCGAGCAGCAGUUAGGGGCUCAACCGCUGCCGUUUCCAGGAAUGGACAAAUCAGGUGCAGCCGUGUGCGAGUUUUUCAUGAGAUCUGCAUGUCUGAAAGGUGGGAUGUGUCCUUUUCGGCACAUUAGCGGAGAAAAGACAGUGGUUUGUAAACAUUGGCUUCGAGGAUUAUGCAAGAAAGGAGAUCAGUGCGAAUUUCUACACGAGUAUGACAUGACGAAGAUGCCCGAAUGCUAUUUCUACUCCAAAUUUGGGGAAUGCAGUAAUAAAGAAUGUCCUUUCUUGCACAUUGACCCGGAAUCUAAGAUUAAAGACUGUCCGUGGUAUGACCGAGGGUUUUGCAAGCACGGCCCGGAUUGCCGACACAGACACACACGGAGGGUCAUCUGUGUUAAUUAUCUAGUAGGCUUCUGUCCUGAGGGCAAGUCCUGCAAGUUUAUGCACCCACGCUUUGAGCUGCCUAUGGGGACGAAUGAACAGCCACCUCUGCCUCAGCAAGCUCAGACCCAGCAAAAGCAAAACGCACAGAACUUGAACAGAUCAUCGUUGUCACUGAUCCAGUUAACCAGCAACAACUCCAUUGCUAACAUCAACCAUCAAAAACCUCCACACAUUCUCGGAGCUUCACAGCCUCAGAACAACACAGGCGGCUCCCGAGGCCCUCGUCCGCUGGACCAGGUCACGUGUUACAAGUGUGGAGAGAAGGGACAUUACGCAAACAAAUGCACAAAAGGACACCUGGCUUUCCUAAGUGGACAGUGACGUUCUUCUGCACCAUGUAUCUGCUAAUAAACUGCUGGAAUUUCAUCUCAUAAAAUGUACAAGGAGUGGUCUGUUAGCUUUUCAGUGGAGAAGUCACCGUACACUCGUGGACCAAAUCUGGUUCUCGGCCAAGAUCACUUCUGUGUGCAGAAUGAAGAGAAAAAGAAAAGGAAAAAAAAAAGUCAAGCUAGGCUGUUCGAGUUGAGUAAAGCAAUGUAUUGUUUUUAAUCUCACGAUUCUAUACUGGUGGGAAUCUAAUGUCUAAUGGGAAAUAAAAUAGUGUCCUGAAAUUCUUCCUCCUUACAUAGGGGAAAUUAACACUUUUUAGCAAAAUGUAACUUUUUUUUUUCUUUUUCAAUGUAUCCUCUGCAUGAUUUCUUUGUGAACACACAGAGUCGUAGUCUCUCCCACUCAUGGUGAACUCAUGUUGUGUGUGUAAUUGCAUGUCAAAUCUCAACCUUGAGACAGCUUCCUGAUCCAGCCAUGAACAGGAUUUCAAUACGUUCUUCUUUGUCAAAGGUGUUCUUAAAGGCUAUCUGGGGGAGAAAAAAAAAAGGGUUCAUUUCCCCCUAUGUAUGGAGAAUUUUGGGACAUGCUGUUUUGUGAAUGCUUGCAAAAAAAUUUAAGAAAAGAAAAAAAAAAACUAACUGGAGAUGAAUGUCAUACUGUUCAAAUUCAGUGUUACACAGCAUUCAUUAACACCUACAAUACUACAGUCAGGUUUCAGAAAUAGUACCAGAAGACUAAAACGGCAUUACUUGAUUUGAGUUUUGAUCGGAUAUAAUUUUUACUGUAUGCAGUAGCUGCCUUUUUUUUUUUUUUUUUUUUUUUAAAUGAACCUUCUGAAUUUACAUGGCAGUCGACUUUCCGCUGUGGAUUUGGGUUUGAAUGAAAUGAGUGAUUUGUUGAGAAACACUUCCUGUGUCCUAGUCAGUGAACUUCCAUGAAAGAUGUACCAGUUACGUUACUUAUAAAUUGUAAAAGUUGAGGAAGUAGAUGUUAGUACUAAACCUUAAGAAAUUCACAGUGAAAUUAGAUUUUUUUUUUUUUGGUAGUGUAGAACAGCUGAUUUUAUGUCAGAAUGUCACGAACAUAUUCAACACUUAAAAAUUAUUAAAAAAAUAAUAAAACCAACACAAAAUCAC